AUGAGGCGACCAGUCGGCGGCGGCAGCGGCGGGCUCCGGGAGGCGGCGGCGAGCACCGUGGUGCGCGACCAGGCGUCGGCGGCAGCAGCAACAGCAGCGGGCACCAGGAGACGGCUACACGACGACCACGCGGCGGCAGGGAGCACCGUGAGGCGGCAGCGGCAGCAGCAGCAGCAGCAGCGAAUGCCGCGGCGGGCUCCGGGAGGCGGCGGCGAGCACCGUGGUGCGCGACCAGGCGUCGGCGGCAGCAGCAACAGCAGCGGGCUCCAGGAGACGGCUACACGACGACCAGGCGGCGGCAGGGAGCACCGUGAGGCGGCAGCGGCAGCAGCAGCAGCAGCAGCGAAGGCCGGCAUGAGGCGACCAGUCGGCGGCGGCAGCGGCGGGCUCCGGGAGGCGGCGGCGAGCACCGUGGUGCGCGACCAGGCGUCGGCGGCAGCAGCAACAGCAGCGGGCACCAGGAGACGGCUACACGACGACCAGGCGGCGGCAGGGAGCACCGGGAGGCGGCAGCGGCAGCAGCAGCAGCAGCGAAUGCCGGCAUGA
Schistocerca serialis cubense is the source of this 546-nucleotide messenger RNA. RefSeq lists its product as uncharacterized. NCBI's taxonomy places the organism in Eukaryota, Metazoa, Arthropoda, Insecta, Orthoptera, Acrididae. The transcript is spliced from 2 exons. Bases 1 to 546 code for a protein of 181 amino acids. The record is from RefSeq and is a predicted model, not a curated record.